This is a messenger RNA of Cynoglossus semilaevis (tongue sole), 1710 nucleotides long. Its product is annotated as FGGY carbohydrate kinase domain-containing protein. Gene Ontology annotation, biological process: carbohydrate phosphorylation; pentose metabolic process. The transcript is spliced from 11 exons. The record is from RefSeq and is a predicted model, not a curated record. Gene Ontology annotation, cellular component: cytoplasm. Lineage: Eukaryota; Metazoa; Chordata; Actinopteri; Pleuronectiformes; Cynoglossidae. Bases 4 to 1134 code for a protein of 376 amino acids. Gene Ontology annotation, molecular function: D-ribulokinase activity.
UGUAUGUGUUCACCAUGUUUUCCUAGGUCAUUAUGUACUGUGGUCUGUAAAUGGAUGUACUGCCCUCCAGAUGGAUGGGAUGAGAGCUUCUGGACCAGCAUUGGAUUGGAGGAUCUGCUGGAAAAUAACUUCUCCAAAAUAGGCAGUAAGACGUCUGCUCCAGGAAGCCCACUGGGUGAUGGUCUGACCCAAGAGGCAGCAGCAGAGUUGGGUCUGAAUCCGGGAACUGCAGUCGGAUCUUCUCUCAUCGACGCUCAUGCUGGAGGCCUAGGUAUGAUUGGUGCAGAUGUAAAAGGUUUCAAUUUGCCAUGUGAGGACCAGCCAAUCACGUCACGCCUGGCGAUGAUCUGUGGGACUUCCACCUGUCACAUGGCAAUCAGUCAGCAGCCUCUGUUUGUACCUGGAGUCUGGGGACCCUACCUGUCUUCAAUGGUCCCUGACAUGUGGCUCAACGAGGGAGGACAGAGUGCUACAGGACGACUGCUCGACCACGUCGUAAAAAGUCACGCUGCGUACCCUCAGCUCCAGGAACAAGUACAGCGGAGGCUGGGUGAGAACGUUUACAGUUACCUGAACAGUCACCUGAGUUCAAUGGCUAACUCGGGCUCUGCUGUUGACCUGCUGGGAUCCGGUCUCCACAUGUGGCCCGACUUCCAUGGAAACAGGUCACCGCUAGCUGAUUCUACCUUGAAAGGAAUGGUGGUUGGCCUGUCUGUUUCUCAAACAAUUGAAGACCUGGCUCUUCUCUAUCUAUCCACCAUACAAGCGCUGGCUCUCGGUACACGUCAUAUUCUCGAGGCCAUGAAAGACGCAGGACAUGAUAUCAGGACCAUCUUCCUGUGUGGGGGGUUGAGCAAAAACGCCCUUUUUGUACAGAUCCAUGCGAAUGCAACAGGUUUACCUGUGGUUUUACCAGAUCAAACGGAGGCGGUGUUGAUAGGAGCGGCAAUUUUGGGAGCUUGUGCUUCUCAGGACUUCGGUUCUGUACAGGAGGCAAUUGAGAAAAUGGCCAAAGUGGGCAAAGUUGUGCAGCCAGACGUUAAUCUACAGAGCUUCUAUAACAGAAAGUACGAGGUGUUCUUGCGGCUGUUUGUCCACCAGAGGGAGUACCAAGCCAUUAUGGACCAGCGUUGACGCCUUGGAGUAUAAAGAUGAGUCGAGGUGACGUCACUGAAUUCAAAACUGCACAUUAAUAGACUGACUUAAAACAGUUGCUAUUUUUUCCAAUCACCGUCCUGUUUUUUUUUUCUAUAGAUCAAAUAGUUUAAUGUCCAAUUAAUAUCUAUUUAAUUAAGGAUUAGUUAAUUAAAUCUUUGUUUUGCACUGAUCACAACCCAGUUAUUUUCUAAUUCACGCCCCCCCCUUUCCUAACCACAACCCCAUGAAUUGAAAUACCAUUGAGAACCUGAUAAUGUAUAUUUUUAUCUGUACAAACCAACUGUAUAAGAUGCUGCCCCCUAGUGACUGGAGGCUUGUUAUCACUCAAACAUUACAACACUGGUACACUUAUGUCCAGUGCCUGUGUCAUAUUCCAUUGCAAGCCCCUCACUCCUCCCUCCCCCGGCACACCACUGCGCCCCCCCAGAGGGCCCCGCCCCACUGUUUGAGAAGUACUGUCAUAACCAAUGCUGCCUCUUCUAAAGAGCCGCAGUCCAAAUGCGGCGAAUAAAAAUAUCAACAAAUAAUUAAUAAAUAAUAUUUUUGAAAUUA